GAUCGAACCCGGGCCGCCGCGGUGGGAAGCCAGCGACCGCCAGCGACUAACCGCUUGAGGUAUGCCGCGGCCUUCGGUGACAUCAUUCUACCCAUUCUACCGUAGCCCAGCAUGCCCUGCAUAGAGGGGAAGUUAUUGUGUCACCGGGGAACGCCGGGGACCGGGGAAUACCCUACGCGGUGCUUGGUUGUCGGAGGGUGUUAGGUUGUAAAUGUAUGUUAGUGGUUCAAGUGGUGAGUCGAAAUUAGAAUUUGGCUUAAAAGAAGCAUAUAUUGGUUUUAGGUUUGUGAUAAAAGUGUAGUUUGUUAUCCUGUGUCUUAUCUAGACGAGUUCUAAGUGCUCUUUGGGACCCAGAACGGCACCACACCCAUCAGGUACCUCAGAUCUCAGUGAUGUGGUUUACAGUCGUGCUUGCAUUGAUUAUCCCCCUGACUGCUGCAGAGGUAUGUCCAGGAGGAAGAAAAACUUGUUUGCAGAGGAUGACAUGCUGUGAGCUUCCCAGUGGUGAGCAGGGAUGCUGCCCAUAUGAUGAUGCAAAAUGUUGUCCAGACAAAGUGCAUUGUUGCCCACAUGGAUAUAAUUGUUUGACUGGACACUGUCAGCAUGAAUAUGAGGACAUACAUACUGAGCUUACAAAACUCAUGGUGGAUUAUCAAGAACCAUUAAACAAGCUGGACAGUGAAUCUAAUCAAUCACCAAAUGCUAGCUUGAUGGAGCGUACGAAUCAAAUCUGCUCUGAUGGAUCCCAGGUCAGUGAUUCAGAUACGUGUUGUGAGAUUUCUCAGAAUGUGUAUGGAUCUUGUCCUCUUCCUGAUGCUGUAUGCUGCCAAGACCAUAGAACUUGCUGUCCUUCACAGUAUGCUUGUACCCCAGGAGGAUGGUGUCAGCCGGAAAUGGCAGACAAUACUCUGAAACCUGUAAAACGAAUAUCAGUCAAUACACUCUGCCCAGGAGGUCGUCAGUCUUGCCCAGCCGGUGACACGUGCUGCCCUCGGGGUUUUGGACAGUGGGGCUGUUGUCCAUUGCUAGCAGCAACCUGUUGCUCAGAUCUUAGCCAUUGCUGCCCUCAUGAUUACAGGUGUGAUGGCAGGGGAUUUUGCACAAAAGUCAGCGGCAAAUAUUAAGUGAUUAGUGGUUUCAAGAAGUUGAUAUGCUAUGUUUGAUUUCACUGCAUUUGUAGGGGUUUUGAAAAUGUGUCUCCCUGAAAGAGAGAGAGAUGUAUGAUUUAAUUGGUUUCAUAAUUUCAUAUAAUGUUUUUGGAAAUAUCUGUAAAGCCAUAAAAAAGGUUUCUGAAUAUUGUUAUAGACAGCCUUAUUUUUUAAACCUACCCUAAUGUCACAGAUUUGAUGGACUGCAUAUUUUUUGUUAGAAGAAAUAACAUAAAAUAAUGGCUCUUUUUAAUGACUGAAUAACAGUAUAGUUGUAUGUACUUUUGUUUUCAGCUACCAAAAUAAUAAUUAUGUAUGGAGACCAUUCCAUUAUUGGAAAAGAGAAUGGUUUCAUGGAAAUUGAGUAAGAGCUGUAAUGUAUGUUGUGCCUACUAUGUGAAUGCAGUGUGUUUAUAUUAUGGUAUUUGAAAAUUAACAAUUUGGUUGAUGCUGUAUUUAACAUGUUCCCAGCUGCAAGAAUUUUUGUAGGUAUGAAAAGAGAGACUUAACUAAAUGCUAGUAUGAUACAAAUAUUGCAGUGUUAUUUUACAGAAAAGAAAUGGCUUGGUGCUAUAUUAAUCUAUUACACUGUCUUGUUAUAUGGACUAUAUAUGAUACUGUAGGAACACUUGUACUUGCUAUGAAUUUGCGCUGUGGGCUGUAAUUCACUUGAAUUUGAGUGCAGCUUUUCCUUCUCAUAUAUUAAAGUUGAGCUGUUAUGCAUCACAAAAUAAAUAUGUUUCUGAAUUAGUGAAAGGAACAAUAAUGCCCUUCCUUGGUUAAAUUUGAUUCCCAUGGGCUGCAUGCAGCCUGUCAGACAUCGUAGUUGGUAAAUUUGAUUUCCAUGGGCUUCAUGCAGCCUGCCAGAUGGCUUGUGUGACCUGCAAGAAAAUUCUGCCAACAGAAGGUAAAAAUAUGUAGUUUAAAAUAAAAUUUCCAAAAUGCUUUAAAACAAUAUGUACAUGUAAUUCUAAUUAAAAAUGUCUACAUCUGAAACUGAAAAGUGUCGAGUACAUUGGAACAGAUAUUCUGUUGGCAGGUGUUCAUGAUACCUAAUAUUCCAUUAUUGCAGUAAGAUCAGAUUGUCAGAUCAGUACUUAUUCUUAACACCAGUGUUAACAGAACUUUAUAUUUUGCUGCAUGUGAACUUGAUCUUGUUUUGAUGUAAGAAUUAGUUUUCCAUUGAUAGCUUGAAGUAGGGACCAUAUUGUAGCAUUUACAGUUGUUGCUAUGCAAUGACUGUGAGACAGUCGAAUAAACAACAGCCAUUUCUAGGCAACGGAUAUGCACACAACAAUAGAAUUACUGCUGGAAACGGUGUUUUAUACUCGAUCCAUACAGAGAGGUUAUAAGGAAGACAGUUGGGGCAAUCCGGUUGAGUCAGUUCAGUUCUGCAAGGGAGACUGAGAAGAGAUGACACUAUAGUUUGGUUGACUAGAAUUCUGGACAGGAGGCGGUGAACAUCAAACCUGAGCAAAUUAAGCUGAAGAAUCUCCACUGUUAGAAACUGUUGCCAGGGAAUGGCCGGUGAAGACACAGCAGGCUGUAAAAUGCAUAGCAGGUGCUGUGGUGAUUGUGAAUUGUGGAGAUUAGUGGUAGUGCUGUAAUUGUACUUUCAAGAUGUGUGUAUAAGUGGUCAAUAAAUUCAUCCAUAAAUCCAAA
Cryptotermes secundus is the source of this 2810-nucleotide messenger RNA. RefSeq names its product progranulin-like. The transcript is spliced from 6 exons. The coding region runs from base 393 to 1124 and encodes 243 amino acids. The record is from RefSeq and is a predicted model, not a curated record. Gene Ontology annotation, cellular component: extracellular region. NCBI's taxonomy places the organism in Eukaryota, Metazoa, Arthropoda, Insecta, Blattodea, Kalotermitidae.